Messenger RNA from Solanum stenotomum, 1444 nucleotides. RefSeq names its product internal alternative NAD(P)H-ubiquinone oxidoreductase A1, mitochondrial. The transcript has 8 exons. Gene Ontology annotation, molecular function: NADH dehydrogenase activity. NCBI's taxonomy places the organism in Eukaryota, Viridiplantae, Streptophyta, Magnoliopsida, Solanales, Solanaceae. The annotation marks the transcript as partial. The record is from RefSeq and is a predicted model, not a curated record.
UGACACAAUGCCAUGGUUGAAGAAUCUCAUCAAAAUCUCCAAAACAAUUUCAAACCAAUCAUCAUCUUAUAACAAAUCUAUAACCCCAUUAGCCUCACCUUUACUUACUCAAUUUCUACAAUUCACUAAACAAUAUUCAACUAAUCAUCAUCAUCAUGAUGUUGUUGGUUUGGAAGCAACAAAAAGUGACCAAAAACCAAGAAUUGUUGUGUUAGGUUCUGGAUGGGCAGGAUGUAGGCUAAUGAAAGACAUUGACACAAAUAUUUAUGAUGUUGUGUGUGUGUCACCUAGGAACCAUAUGGUGUUCACUCCAUUAUUAGCAUCUACUUGUGUUGGUACUCUUGAGUUUAGGUCUGUUGCUGAACCUAUUGGAAGGAUUCAACCUGCUGUUUCAACACAACCAACUUCUUUUUUCUUUCUUGCUAAUUGCAAUGCCAUUGAUUUUGAUAAUCAUAUGAUACAAUGCCAAACAGUGACAGAGGGAGUUGAAACCUUGGAGCCAUGGAAGUUUAAUGUUUCAUAUGACAAGUUAGUCAUUGCAUCUGGAGCACAUGCUUUGACAUUUGGAAUUAAGGGUGUAAACGAGCACGCUACAUUUCUUCGUGAAGUUCAUCAUGCUCAGGAAAUACGGAGGAAACUACUUCUAAAUCUCAUGUUGUCUGAUGUGCCUGGAGUUAGUGAGGAAGAAAAGCGUAGACUCUUACACUGUGUUGUAGUUGGAGGUGGUCCGACAGGAGUUGAGUUCAGUGGCGAACUUAGUGAUUUUAUCCUGAAGGAUGUUCAUCAAAGAUAUGCUCAUGUCAAAGAUUACAUUCACGUCACGUUGAUUGAGGCAAAUGAGAUAUUAUCCUCCUUUGAUGAUCGUUUACGUGUAUAUGCAACCAAACAGUUGACUAAGUCAGGAGUUCGUCUUGUACGAGGCCUUGUCCAAGAUGUGCAACCGGAGAAGAUAAUUCUUAGCGAUGGCACAAACGUUCCCUAUGGUCUGUUAGUGUGGUCUACUGGUGUUGGCCCUUCACCUUUUGUCAACUCACUUGAUAUACCAAAAGCUAAAGGGAGGAUUGGAAUUGAUGAAUGGUUACGCGUCCCAUCGGUACAAGAUGUAUACUCAAUUGGUGAUUGCAGUGGUUUUCUUGAGAGUACAGGCAGACAAGUUCUUCCAGCUUUGGCCCAAGUUGCAGAGAGGCAGGGAAAAUAUUUGGCAAGUUUGUUGAACAAGGUGGGUAAAGAAGGUGGAGGGCAUGCCAAUUGUGCACAAAACAUAAACUUGGGAGAUCCAUUUGUCUACAAACAUUUGGGAAGCAUGGCUACUAUUGGAAGAUACAAGGCCCUUGUCGACCUUAGAGAGAGCAAGGAAGCAAAAGGUGUAUCUCUAGCAGGAUUCACAAGUUUUUUUGUUUGGCGUUCAGCAUAUUUGACUCGUGUAGUGAGCUGGAGGAACAAA